Messenger RNA from Tigriopus californicus, 1487 nucleotides. Its product is annotated as putative tRNA (cytidine(32)/guanosine(34)-2'-O)-methyltransferase. Gene Ontology annotation, molecular function: tRNA methyltransferase activity. The transcript has a single exon. Lineage: Eukaryota; Metazoa; Arthropoda; Copepoda; Harpacticoida; Harpacticidae. Gene Ontology annotation, cellular component: cytoplasm. Gene Ontology annotation, biological process: tRNA methylation; cytoplasmic translation. The record is from RefSeq and is a predicted model, not a curated record. Bases 371 to 1291 code for a protein of 306 amino acids.
CAAGAAACACGAUCAAGCUUAACUCAAAGUCAUCUCACUGUUCGGUGUCCGGUUCGGUUCCUUGGCAUUCAGCUGGCCAAUUCGCUCGGUGUUAAAAGUCGAUACUGGUGAAUUAUUAGCAAAUAGCAAUCAAUCGAGGCAAGAGACAUGUAGCAGGAAUUUUCACUGGCCGGAAAAAGCAUUUUGGUUGUACGUUUUGCUAUCGCCAAACCAUGUCAUUCAAAGUGGAACCUGGAAUCCGUGCCCAGCCAACUGGCACCCUGAUAAUAGUUACCAAUCAACGCACGUGUUGAUAAACAUUAAACAACAUGCAGGAUGGAUCUUCUUGAAUGUGAAAGGUAAAACCAACCAACCAAUUGCCUGCGGAAUCAUGGGACGAAGUUCCAAAGACAAACGUGAUGUCUACUACCGCCUGGCCAAAGAAGAAGGUUGGCGAGCCCGGAGUGCCUUCAAGUUACUACAAAUCGACGAUGAAUUCCACCUGUUCGGCGACCAUGUCAGCAAGGUCGUGGAUCUGUGCGCGGCCCCGGGUUCUUGGUCGCAAGUCUUGGCCAAAAAGAUCUAUUUCGCCCGACCCGAAACCGAGCGGCAUCAGGCCAAGAUCGUGGCCGUGGAUCUCCAAGCCAUGGCCCCCUUACCUGGGAUCAUUCAAAUGCAAGGCGAUAUCACCCAAUUGAGCACUGCCCAGAAGAUCGUGGCCCAUUUUGAAGGCGAUCAAGCGGAUCUGGUGGUUUGCGAUGGAGCGCCGGAUGUGACCGGACUUCACGAUAUCGACGAAUAUAUCCAAGCUCAGUUGUUGUUGGCCGCACUCAAUAUCACGACCCACGUGUUGAAAACCGGUGGUACGUUCGUGGCCAAGAUCUUCCGCGGUCGUGAUGUGACUUUAUUAACCGACCAAUUGCGUUUGUUCUUUCCCGAAGUGACGAUAGCCAAACCCAAGGCCUCGAGAAACUCUAGCAUCGAGGCCUUUGUCGUCUGUCGAAACUAUGAACCCCCGCCGGGUUAUGUCCCGACCAUGAUCAACCCGUUGUUAGACCACACGUAUACGGAUUUCAAUCAAUUGACCGGGCCCAAUCGUUUUAUCGUGCCUUUCAUCGCUUGUGGCGAUCUCUCGGCCUACGAUUCGGAUGCUAGUUAUGCUUUGGAUGAAGACUAUCAAUAUCAUCCCCCCACGGAAGCCCCCAUUAAUCCGCCCUAUCAGACGGCUUUGGCACGGUCAGGCCGAAGUGAAUCGGAGCACGUGGCCAAGAUCGCGGCAGACCUGGAACAAACUCAACUAACGGAAUCGUGAAUAUGGUUUACCUUGAUUCCUUCCAAGACCUACCAAGAGACACUUGGGGAUGAGAAUUCUGUUCUAGACCUGUGGUGGAGAACCCUAUUGAAAACUGAUUCUGUCACUCGUUUCGUCCAUUUCUUUGUGCAGAUUGAGAUGAUGGCUUCCAUCAAAAGAGUUGUCCGAUUUAUUAAUAUGAAAAAUGUUUAUUUCA